GAAAUGUAUGUAAUCAGUUCCUUUUCUAGAGAACGCCUCAACUUAAAUUUAACAAGCAGUUUGUGUGCCCUUACCUGCACAAUAAUUGUAAUUUAAAAUGUCGUUUGUUUUGUUUUAUGUUUAGGUCUAGGUUGCAUUCCGGCAUUGUUGUCGCGCACGUAAAGUGACUGCACAGAGUACACACACAUAACUUAAUUAUUAUUCUAAAGGUGUUUCAUUUAAAAUUCAUCAACUCUGGAUUGAAGUUUAUACCUCUCCCUAAUAUACCUGUUUUCAUCUUGAAGCUUACCUGCUUUUCGGGUGGGACUGAUUGUUCCAUUUGUUUGAUUGAAUUUAAAUGUGUCAUAUCACGAAGCUAAAAUGAUUUUAAAUAUUUUAUUCGUUCUUUGUUGUGUUCUUCUGAUGGAAAUUUCCAUCACACAAAGUGCUCGUGUUAAACGUAUUGUUGGUGGCAAGGAGGCAGCUAAGCCUCCACCAGAUGAUCCAGUUGUUUUUACUAGAAUUUAUAAUAGACAUGCACGCGUAGAAGGUUUCCGCAAUCCAAGAACUGGAGUUUAUACAUUCUUAGGGUUAAGAUUCGCUGAUCCACCAGUGGGUCCAAACCGAUUUAGUCGACCAAGGUAUAGAAGACUCGAAGGAGAUAUUAAUGCUACAAGACAUGGACCAGCAUGUCCACAACCACACUAUACGAUACAAAAUUAUGUGAUUGGAAGUGAAGAUUGUCUCCUGCUCAAUAUAUACACGCCACAGAUGCCUGAUGAAACUACAGGCCUUCCGGUGUUUGUGUGGAUUCACCCAGGAGCAUUUCGUUAUGGCUCUGCAGCUCAAUAUGAUGCCGAGCCCUUGGCCCAAGGUGGGGUAAUAGUGGUUCCAAUUCAAUAUAGACUGGGGACAUUGGGAAUCAUUGGUGAUGGAAGUAAGGAGUUCAAUGGAAAUCUUGCAAUGUUUGAUAUGGCGACAGCCUUAAGAUGGAUAACGGAACAUAUCUCAUUUUUUGGAGGAGAUCCCAAGCAGAUCAAACUUAUUGGGCACGGAUCGGGUGCAGCAAGCGCUAUGUUCUUAUCGAUGUCGCCUCGUAGUGGCUCGGUAACAGGAGUUGUAGCCAUGUCUGGAUCUGCUUUAUCACAAUAUGCUAAAGAUGACGCACCCGUUCAAUCACUUGAAGAGAUUGCUCAAAUAAAUAAAUGUCCAAAAUCUAAUGAAACCGAGAUUGUUUCCUGUCUUAGAAAGAGAAGUGUAAAGGACAUCGUCAUAAAGGAUUCUCAAGUGCAAACCGAGCGGCUUCAAGGGCGAGCGAUGAUAAAAAAAUUAUCUGGUUGUGUUGGAUUUAACCCUCAUGUAGAGCAACCAGACGAUGGAAGAGGUCUUCCCGGAAUCAUCACAGACCAGCCGGAAAACUCAAUUUCAAAAGGAAAUUUCUCAAAUAUACCACUUCUGAUCGGCGUUGCUAAACAAGAAACUGCCUACGCUAUUAAUUUGAAUCCCACCAACGAUGUACGAAAGUCAGCAGAGAAUUUAUUAAAUUCCCUUGGCGACUCGUUGGGAAGUUUGAAACCGUUUCUUCGUGUUGACGAACUAACUGGUUCCAUUAUAAAACCUAUUCUACCAGGUGCUGAAGCUCUCAACUUGGGUCUAACUGAUUUACUGAAAGUUCCUGCAUCCCUUGAUCCACUUCAGGUGAUCUCCAAGGUUACCGAGUUGACAACCGAUGCUCUCUUCAAUUUACCUGCCGUUUUAACUGCUCAAGUAUGGGGAAAAACAGCGUCGGCUUUUCUUUAUAGUUUUGAGUAUGCAGGCUCUACGGCAAAAGGCAUCAAUUUUCUACGUGGCCUUCCAAUUGUUGCUUCAGAAGCUGAAACUCCGUCUAUUGGACACGGUGAUGAAUUGGGCUACAUGUUCAAUGCAAAUGAUAUCGAAGGAAAUCCCCUACCAAAUACCCGCCUAACUAAACCUGAAGAUAUUCAAGUUCGAAAAAAUUUCAUAUCUCUUUUGACUAAAUUCGCUCAGCCACAAAACUCUGAUAAAUCUUCGGUGUUUCAAAGUGUCUCUGGCGGUCGCGAUGGUACGCCUUUUAUAAAAAUCGAUACCAAGCUGAAUGUCGUCCCAGAUUUCCGGGUUUGUGAACUACUGUUGUGGGGCGCUCCAUUGAAACCAUUACAAUCGACAACGUGCCAAGGUUUUGCAAAAACUAUAGGUUCAGUGACAAAAAUCUUGAGUAAUGUUACUACAGGAUUAACCGAUACCUUAAAUAUAGGUGGUGGCGGUCGCGGUGGUGGACUUCUUAAUGUAGGUGGUUUACUUGGAUAACACGGUGUUACAAUAAUGCGGUUUUAAAAUAUACGCGGGCGGAGACCUAUCAGGUUUUGUAGAGCUAGUCGCACUGAAUACGAAACGGUAUUUGAAAAUCCCCUAACACCCCCAAAAUCUGGAGUUACGGGCAAAAAACGGUUUUUUGGACCUUCACCCAUUGAAAAAAUUCUAGCUUCGACAAUUUUUUACCCAUUUUCGAUUUUUGUAUAGUUUCUGAUAGAAGAUAAAUAUACCUUUUUAACAAUGUAUAAAACAUGUAACUCGGUUAAACCACUUAGAAUUUAUAAGAUGUCAAAGUUCAAAAAUUCAAUUUUUUUUGUCAUUUGCCCAACUUCGGCAUCAAUUUAAAGUAUAUGUUUUCAAAACAACAUGCUUUUUAAAAAAUAUAUUCUAAAACUAUAUCUAUUUCCCAAUUGAUCGAUGUAUUUUUUAUGAAAAUCACUUCAAAAUUGGCUAAGAAAAAAAAAUUUUUCGAUUUCAACCCAGAUACAGAAAUUCGAACUUUUAGGUAUAGAACAAAAAUGUUGUUUCGGCACGUAGAAGGAUAAGUUGGACGCCAGGAUUUGAUGAAGGGUUUUUGUAGAGGAGCUCAAUACAAACAUUUUUUUUCUUUAAGAGGGGGGUCUAUCUCCCCCAUUUUUUCUAAAAAAGAGUCGCAGUCUGGACAAAAAUAGUAUAAAAUGAGUUUAAAAAAAAUUUUUUCCCCUAUUUUUAACUUUGAAAUCGAUUAUUUCAAAAACUAUUGGUAAUAUUAUAUUGAUUUAAAAAUUAGAAUCAAAUGCACAAUUUUGCCUUUUGGAAAUGGUAUCAUUUAUUACUGUAAGUGUUGCCGUUGUUUUUUAAUAAUUUUUUUUAGAAAAAUGUCCCUACCACCUAAACGGGGGGAGAUAGACCCCCCUCUUAAAGAAAAAAAAUGUUUGUAUUGAGCUCCUCUACAAAAACCCUUCAUCAAAUCCUGGCGUCCAACUUAUCCUUCUACGUGCCGAAACAACAUUUUUGUUCUAUACCUAAAAGUUCGAAUUUCUGUAUCUGGGUUGAAAUCGAAAAAUUUUUUUUUCUAAGCCAAUUUUGAAGUGAUUUUCAUAAAAAAUACAUCGAUCAAUUGGGAAAUAGAUAUAGUUUUAGAAUAUAUUUUUUAAAUAGCAUGUUGUUUUGAAAACAUAUACUUUAAAUUGAUGCCGAAGUUGGGCAAAUGACAAAAAAAAUUGAAUUUUUGAACUUUGACAUCUUAUAAAUUCUAAGUGGUUUAACCGAGUUACAUGUUUUAUACAUUGUUAAAAAGGUAUAUUUAUCUUCUAUCAGAAACUAUAAAAAAAUCGAAAAUGGGUAGAAAAUAGUCGAAGCUAGAAUUUUUUCAAUGGGUGAAGGCCCAAAAAACCGUUUUUUGCCCGUAACUCCAGAUUUUGGGGGUGUUAGGGGAUUUUCAAAUACCGUUUCGUAUUCAGUGCGACUAGCUCUACAAAACCUGAUAGGUCUCCGCCCGCGUAUAUUUUGAGUGUUACACCGUGUAAUUAUCUAAAAUAUUUUUUUUUUAUCAAAUCAACUUAAUAAAAAAGCAUUUAUUUUAUCAUGUUUCCUUGUUAAUUGAGAAGCAUAUCCCGAA
Episyrphus balteatus (marmalade hoverfly) is the source of this 3913-nucleotide messenger RNA. RefSeq names its product liver carboxylesterase 1-like. The transcript is spliced from 3 exons. The record is from RefSeq and is a predicted model, not a curated record. The coding region runs from base 361 to 2307 and encodes 648 amino acids. NCBI's taxonomy places the organism in Eukaryota, Metazoa, Arthropoda, Insecta, Diptera, Syrphidae.